AAACUGAUAUUAAUCACGCAGGAGCCAUUUAAAAAACUGGCACAACAUCAAGAUUUCCGAUUACAGGGCCCAACACGGGAACAUAGAAUACGUCAGGAAAACGUACAUCAGGUGUGAGCUGUGUGGACUUGUAAUUCUCUUCGAAUAUAACAAGGUGAACUCGCAUUUGCUGAAUAAGCACAUGAUGACCUUUGUUGCCUAUAAGAGGAAGUUCAGCAACAACUACCUGGAUUACCCAGAACCAACAGUCAAGAUUAAACGGAACAGAGUCCGAAAAAUCCCUCCUCCUCAGUUUGGAGGAUUGUUGAAUGCAUUUAGUGCCACCAUGGACGAGGGGGAGGAGAUUAAUGGAUUGAAUGUAGGCAGCCCAAUGCAAAUGAAUGGAGUUAAUGGAGGGAACCAAGAGGAGAUGAAUGGAAUGAGUAGUAUCAAUGGAUUGCAGAUUAUGAACACCUUCAGUCUUAGUAAGGAGAAAUCCAACGGAUCUUCAAAUGAAAAGACCCUUGCUCUGAACAAGUCGAUCAGUAUAACCAAAAUAUCGAGACCAAGUUCACAAACCAACGGGAACGCACAAAUCCACCAAAACGAGACCGAUGCCUUGAUCCAGAUAAAAACAGAGAAAAAAGUUAAAGAGGAACCGCUGGAGGUGGCGCCCUUUUUUUGUGAAAAUUAAUAUUUUUUCCUGCUCAAAUAACCGCUCUCAUAUUCUUUCAUCAAACCGUGUAAAUUAAUUUUUGUAUGCAAUUCUCUUUUUUCGCUUAUAAAAUAAGUUAAAAAUGUUAAAGGAAGAGAUUUUUGAUGUCUUUAAGUUGGACAGAUGUUUUAUUCAAAAUAAUCUUUGAAGAGUGCAAUCAUAGAUUCACUAUUUACUAUAUUUUUUACAAAAAUUAUCUUUUUAACAGAACUUGAGUCGAGUGUCUGUAAAUGCAGUCCCACAAAAAAGGCUAACUGAUCAUUGAAAUGUGUAAAUUUCUUCAAUUUUCCUUUUAAUUCCGAUAUUUCUUUUCCUUUUGCAACAUUAAAAAUGAUUAUAAUGAGUUUUUUAAUUUAUUUGAAUUUAGAUAUGUAACGUGUCAGUAUUGUGUUAUAAGAAACUUUAUUUUAAACAAGAAUAAUAUUGAUUUUUUUUUGCUUUUUGCGCAUUUUGACACUUGUCAGCCCAAAAUCCAGAUUGGAAAAGAAGUUCGGGUCUAACCUAGAGAACGAUUUUUGCCCCCCCCCCCUCUCGCUGCGGCUAGGACAGGCUAGAGGGCCGAGCGCCGCGGAUAAUUACAUUUAAAGUUAAUGAUCUUUUCCGUUGUAGUCUUUGAUAACAGAUGUAUAAAUAUUAUGUCAAAGCAAAACAAAAGUUUUAUUAAAUACUCCAGUCGUAAAUUACGAAAAUUGUACCUUUUUAUUGAUAUGUAAUAAGUGCUUUAAUCCAACACUGGUGACUUGAAAUUUGAUAAUUAAAUCAAUUUUAACCUAA
Messenger RNA from Eurytemora carolleeae, 1468 nucleotides. RefSeq lists its product as uncharacterized. The record is from RefSeq and is a predicted model, not a curated record. NCBI's taxonomy places the organism in Eukaryota, Metazoa, Arthropoda, Copepoda, Calanoida, Temoridae. The transcript has 5 exons. Bases 182 to 673 code for a protein of 163 amino acids.